AAAGUGCUUUGAAACUAAAUCUCUCUGCAUGUUUUGGCUGUAGAGGGUUCUGAAAACUGUUUUGUCAUGGUGCACCCCCACUUGUCUGCUUGGCUGGCUUUAGGAUUUGCCAGAAAGGCAGCCUUCCAACGUUCCAGACAUUUCCCAGUUUCCUGCUAUAGCACCAUCUCAUCUGAUCAGAGAACUCCAUCCUUCAGCUAUGUCAUUGUGGGGGCAGGCUCAGCAGGAUGUGUGCUGGCCAACCGCUUAUCAGAAAACCCAUCUGAGUCUGUCCUCCUCUUGGAGGCAGGGCCCAAGGACUUGCUGCUUGGGUGUACUCGCCUGUCAUGGAAGAUACACAUGCCAGCAGCACUGACCUAUAACCUUUGCAAUGACAAGUACAACUGGUUCUACCACACACUACCACAGGCAGGUAUGGACAGCCGGAUCUUGUACUGGCCUCGUGGCCGUGUCUGGGGUGGCUCAUCCUCGCUCAAUGCCAUGGUCUAUAUCCGUGGGCAUGCUGAGGACUACAACCGCUGGCACAAAGAAGGUGCUGAGGGCUGGAACUAUGAGCAUUGCCUCCCAUACUUCAGGAAAGCCCAGACACAUGAAUUGGGAGCAGACCGAUACCGAGGUGACAGUGGACCCCUGCAUGUUUCCAGAGGCAAAACCAAUCACCCUCUUCACCAUGCAUUUAUCGAGGCUGCUCAACAAGCUGGCUACCCCUUCACCAAGGACAUGAAUGGGUACCAGCAGGAAGGCAUUGGCUGGAUGGAUAUGACCAUUCACAAAGGCAAGAGAUGGAGCACAGCAAGUGCAUACUUGCGCCCUGCUCUGUCUAGACACAACCUGAAGGCAGAAGUGAGAUGCCUCACCACACGGAUACUUUUUGAUGGGACUCGAGCAGUGGGAGUGGAGUACCAACAGAAUGGUCAGAUGAAGAAGGUAUUUGCUGAAAAGGAGGUCAUUGUGAGUGGUGGGGCCAUUAACUCGCCACAACUGCUUAUGUUGUCUGGGGUGGGAAAUGCUGAUGAGUUGCGCAAACUGGAAAUCCCCAUCGUGCAGCACCUCCCAGGUGUGGGAAGUAAUCUCCAGGAUCAUUUGGAGCUGUACGUCCAACAGCAGUGCAUUAAGCCUAUCACACUGUACAAUGCUCAGAAACCAUUCCACAUGGUUAAGAUCGGCCUGGAGUGGCUUCUGCGCUUCACAGGUUAUGGUGCAACAGCUCAUCUAGAGAGUGGUGGCUUUAUUCGCAGUCACCCUGGCGUCACUCAUCCCGACAUCCAGUUCCACUUCCUGCCAUCACAAGUUAUCGAUCAUGGCAGAGUCAUGCCUAAACUUGAGGCUUACCAGGUACAUGUUGGACCAAUGAGGAAUACGAGUGUUGGCUGGUUAAAACUGAAGAGCAGAAAUCCACUUGAUCACCCUUUGAUUGAACCCAAAUACCUCUCGACUGACACUGAUGUUUGGGAAUUCCGGCAGUGUGUGAAGCUGUCGCGUGAAAUCUUUGCCCAGCCAGCCUUUGAGCCGUUCCGGGGUACUGAGCUGCAGCCUGGCAUCUCUGUUUCUUCUGAUGCUGAGAUUGAUGCCUUUGUGCGUCAGAAAGCGGACAGUGCCUAUCACCCAUCCUGUACCUGCAAAAUGGGCCAAGCCACUGACCCAAUGGCUGUUGUGGACCCCGAGACACGUGUGCAUGGGCUGCAGGGACUCAGGGUAGUGGAUGCCUCAAUCAUGCCCAGUAUAGUCAGUGGCAACCUGAAUGCCCCCACCAUCAUGAUUGCUGAGAAGUCUGCCGAUAUGAUCAAGGGGCUUCCCCCACUCCGAGAUCAGGAUGUCCCUGUUUACCAACCAGCCAGUCUGGAGACGCAGAGAUGAGGGAGCCUGCUGGGGAAAAGGGGGGAGGAUGUGGAGAAAUUUGAGAGUACAUACUAGGGGACAUACUGCUGUACUGGGAUGAGGGAAUCUAAAAUGGUGUUAAAAUACUGAAAGGGGGGAAAAAAAGUUACGUCUGGACACACACUGUCAUGUGACAUGCUACAAGAUGUUUCAAGCAGAGUAGAUUUUAAAAAAAUCUAUUUUAAACUACAAAUUCUAUAUCGCUUUGACAAACUAC
Molecule: messenger RNA, 2095 nt
Organism: Neoarius graeffei (lesser salmon catfish)
Lineage: Eukaryota; Metazoa; Chordata; Actinopteri; Siluriformes; Ariidae
Gene: chdh
Product: choline dehydrogenase
Exons: 7
Coding region: 67-1857 (596 amino acids)
Cellular component (GO): mitochondrial inner membrane
Molecular function (GO): flavin adenine dinucleotide binding; choline dehydrogenase activity
Source: RefSeq, a predicted model, not a curated record